ACAUGGCUGAAAGUUUGAAGUUGGUAUUGAUAAGCGUAUCUUAGGUUACCUAAACGGUCGCGUUGCUCUUACAUUUUCUCAUUUUUCACCUUUGCCUUACACUUCCAUUAACUUGCAAUGAAUACUCGCUCUUCAAUCUAAUUGAGAAAGCCUUCGUUGUCCCAACUCACGCUAGCUAUGUCUUCUAACCCACAUGUGGUGGCAGAGAUACACCUGCCGACUACUCUUUCGUUUACAUCUGGACCUGAUCCUGAACUCAAGUUGACACUCACCCUGGUUGGCUCCCAGCAUCCUGUGACUGUCUCGAAGAAUAAUUAUCACAUAUUUACACCGACCAACGCCUUUACGAUUACUGAGGUGGCCAGCGGUCGGGUAAUCCAAACAAUUUUCGUCGACAUAUACCGUAAGUACGGGACGCCUCUGCGACUUGACUCGGAGCACCUCGACCGGUUCUUAACUUUAGAGCCGGGCGUCCCGUGCGAAGCUUUUAAAACUAAUUUUCGCCCGCUCGGCCAGGAGAGAAAAGGCGUUCAGGGAACAGCAACGCCGACAGUGUCCAGCGACGACCCGCGCCAGAAAUACAAAUUUCUAGAAUCGGGCAUGCACUGGCUAGAGCCUGGGAAGCAGUAUCUGAUACGUGCGCGUGAAGGCGCCAGAUUUGCUACGUGGCGCUGGGGGAGAAAAGAAGAGCUCAAGCCCUGCUAUUGGCACGAAUCGGACGGAGAAGAUUUGGAAAUAAUUCCCGGUGAAGGCGUCGAGGUCCAAGUUGAGGAAUAAAACCCCUAUAUUUGACAAAAUAUCCCCUCGUAAACUCAGCGUGAACCGUAACCCCUAACCCUC
Molecule: messenger RNA, 840 nt
Organism: Annulohypoxylon truncatum
Lineage: Eukaryota; Fungi; Ascomycota; Sordariomycetes; Xylariales; Hypoxylaceae
Exons: 1
Coding region: 178-777 (199 amino acids)
Source: RefSeq, a predicted model, not a curated record